UCAAGUCCUAUCCUUUCUCAAACGUCACGAAGCCACAAGUUUAAUUCGGCAACAAUACAAACAAAUUCAUAAAAUAAAAAAUAAUGCACGAUAAAGAUAAAACGUCUUCAGAGACACUCAUCCCAGUAACCAACCCUUCUCAGAUUCAUGAACCCAAAACUAAUUUGAACAAAAAGUUGUACCACGUUAGCAUGUAACAAAGAAAGAAAGAUGUUGGUGGUCGAAUCGAGUGGUUCGAACGUGGAUAUCCCCGAGGAGUUGCUAAAAGUUCUACCGUCUGAUCCUUACGAGCAACUCGAUGUGGCGCGCAAGAUCACCUCCGUUGCGCUGUCGACACGUGUCAACGCGCUCCAAUCAGAGUCGUCGGCUCUACGCGCCGAGCUCACCGAUAGGGACAGGCUCAUCGCGGAGCUUCAGGCUCAGCUGGAGUCCGUCGACGCCGCUCUCUCCGAAGCCGCCGAUAAGCUAGCUCGAGCCGACCAAGACAAGGAGAGUUUGGUGAAGGAGAAUGCCAUGCUUUCCAACACAGUGAGAAAACUCACCAGAGAUGUCUCCAAGUUGGAGGCUUUCAGAAGGACGCUCAUGAAAUCAAUCCGCGAGGAUGAAGAUAAUUCCGCACAGCCGGACCUUGCGACCAAGUUACAGAGUCAAGGAAGUAUCACUUCCACGUCGCAACUUGGAGAUGAAGAUGCUUCAACUCUUUCUUCAAGAUCUUCUUCAAUGCGAAUGAACACGUCUGAUACGGGAAAUUAUUUUGCAGAGGAUGGUGAAUCUGAUGCAGGGUCAAGAUCUCGAGCAUCACAUAAUCUUCUCUUAGCAUCUCAAACUAGCACUCCUCGUAUUACUCCCCCAGGUUCCCCUCCUAGCAUGUCUGCGUUUGUAUCCCCACAAAGAACAUCUAAGCCUGUGUCUCCAAGGCGCCAUGCAGUUUCCUUUUCAACCUCAAGGGGAAUGCAAGAUUCUUCAGCUUCACAAACGGGACGAAAAAGGGUGGAUGGAAAAGAGUUUUUUCGCCAAGUCAGGGGUCGUUUGUCUUAUGAGCAGUUUGGUGCAUUUUUAGCCAAUGUUAAGGAACUGAAUUCUCAUAAACAAUCCAAAGAGGAAACACUGCAGAAAGCUAAUGAGAUAUUUGGGCCUGAAAACAAGGACCUCUAUACUAUAUUUGAGGGAUUGAUAACGCGCAAUGUCCAUUAAGCAUUGCAUUAUCUCUGCCUUGCGAAAAAUUUAUUACUCAAGUUUUGUUCCUAGUUUGUAACAACUGAUAUUUCUUCUACUUUAGCAGCUUUUCCUCAUUGUAAUUACGUAGUACUUAAUGCUUUUAUAAAGUUUUCUCUGAAUCCCCUA
Cajanus cajan (pigeon pea) is the source of this 1344-nucleotide messenger RNA. RefSeq lists its product as uncharacterized. Lineage: Eukaryota; Viridiplantae; Streptophyta; Magnoliopsida; Fabales; Fabaceae. The record is from RefSeq and is a predicted model, not a curated record.